AUGUACCUACCUAUGCGCGAAAACACAAGUGCACUUUCUAUUCCUGACACUCUCAUACUCCGAUGGGACGACUGCUCGACACGACCAGUGAGAGUUAAGGCGCAGGACCGACGGCUUUACGUGCCUCGGAGGCACGGGAGUAACACACCGCAAACUUCCCAACUCUGGGCUGUUGCUGAAAAUUUCUUGGCAGAAACUGAGCUUGGCCUGAUCUGGGACUCGAACCCAGGACCUCCGAUUCUGCGGCCAUACACGCUAGUCACUAGACCAUGGAGGCUGUUAAAAUUAAAACCUAUUUAUACUAUUAAGGUUGCAAACAUGUCUUCAUUUUAUAGUAUUUUCUCUAUCUUUUCU
This is a messenger RNA of Brenthis ino (lesser marbled fritillary), 354 nucleotides long. NCBI's taxonomy places the organism in Eukaryota, Metazoa, Arthropoda, Insecta, Lepidoptera, Nymphalidae. The record is from the annotation of a GenBank genome assembly.